Molecule: messenger RNA, 381 nt
Organism: Trichoderma atroviride IMI 206040
Lineage: Eukaryota; Fungi; Ascomycota; Sordariomycetes; Hypocreales; Hypocreaceae
Source: RefSeq, a predicted model, not a curated record
AUGCACAGCGACGAGCCCGUGUUGGACGACGAGGAGGUGACCGAAUUCUACGACCCCGAAGUUGGCGAGGAUGACGAUAACGAGCACGCAAACGACCAAGACCACAUUGUCAUCUCUGGAGACCCAUCUGCGGCUGCGAACGCUUCCAAGGACAAGUCAGUCAAAGACAAGAAGAUUCCCGACGACCAGCGCACGACAACGCCGUACAUGACGAAAUACGAGAGGGCCCGUAUUCUGGGCACGCGCGCCUUGCAGAUCAGCAUGAAUGCGCCUGUGCUGGUAGAUCUCGAGGGUGAGACGGAUCCGUUACAAAUUGCGAUCAAGGAAUUGCGCGAGAAGAAGAUUCCUUUGAUUGUACGGAGAUAUAUGCCCGAUGGAUAG